Messenger RNA from Macrosteles quadrilineatus (aster leafhopper), 1435 nucleotides. RefSeq lists its product as uncharacterized. The transcript has 19 exons. The coding region runs from base 34 to 1389 and encodes 451 amino acids. Lineage: Eukaryota; Metazoa; Arthropoda; Insecta; Hemiptera; Cicadellidae. The record is from RefSeq and is a predicted model, not a curated record.
GCAUGCAAGUCAGUACAGUUUACUGUUUUCAACAUGGAGCCCUUCCACCAUAUUCUUUGGAUGUCCGUUCUGGUGUUUCUAGUACUGGAGACGGCUGCGGUGUUACAGAGGGUAAAAGUCGACUUUCCACCACAAACCAACCCAGAAUUGAUAGAGAUUUGGAAGGAAAAAACCGGUGGGAAAACGUCUUGGGAGAUUGAAACGGAUGUUUUGAAAUCGGACGAGGAGUAUGAAUCAAGGCAUGCAAUCUACAAGGACAAAGUACUUGCUAUUCACGUGAAACAAACGGAAAUUGAAAAAUACAAGACUAAUGCUGCGGCGGAGUUUGCAAAGAAGAACAUAAAAAAUGGGGUUUUCUUAACUGUCGCUAAAGAUGGUAUCUCGAUAGAGUUAGUACAGAAAUACAAACUAAAUUGGAUUGGUUUUAGAAUUGAAUCGAAAGAUGAGUCAUAUCUGCGAUGGGACCCAGAUCCAAAUUUUCAGUUGUUUGAAAUUACAUUUCCAACAGAAGGCACAACAGGAUUUCAAGCUUAUUUGAAGAGAAAAGCCAGUGGAAAACCUUCUUGGUUUAUUUAUUGGGAUGAAGUGAAAACGGAAAAGGAGUAUGAAAACAGGCACGAAAACUACAAGGACAAAGUACUUGCGGUUUAUUUGAAACCAUAUAAUGCUGAGGAAUACCAGGCUAGAGCUGCAGCGGAGUUCGCAAGGAACAAUGUUAAUAAUGGAAUUUUCUUAACUGUCAAAAGAGAUAGUUUCUCAAAUGAGUUUAAGAGGAAACACGGACUAUAUUGGAGUGAUGAAUCGAUUGACUUGAAAGAUAAGUUCCAAAUAUUCUUCAUAACUGACAAAGCUGAAUACGAAGAAAGAUACAAAACCUACAAAGGCAAAGCUAUUUACACGCUAUUUCACAAGAUCGACAAAGAUAAAGUUGUACUAAUCCGAAAUGUCGAGAAGAAUGUACUGGAAGGGGCUGUAGAGGAUCGAAUGAAUUGGUUGAGGGAUAAGUGGAGGAGUAUAUACAUUUGGGUCGUCUUGCUCGUAGUUCAUGUGGAUGUCGUCGGUGGAGGAUUCAUUGAUAAACUCUGUCCGAUAGAAGAAAAGCCGCAUGGUUACCCUCGAAUGUACUACGAAAGUUCUGGAAAGGUGAUUUCAGUAAUUGGAGGAUAUGAUGACAUUACCAAAUACACGGUUUCAUGCCAAGUGAUGGAACAAUCCAAGGCUGAGGAAAGCAGCACGAAUACUCCUGAGGAAGACGACACAAAUACUCCUGAGGAAGACGACACAAAUACUCCUGAGGAAGACGACACAAAUACUCCUGAGGAAGACGACACAAAUACUCCUGAGGAAGACGACACAAAUACUCCUGAGGAAGACGGCACAAAUACUUAAAAAGACAAUCUGCUGUAAAGUACAAGUAGCGAAAUACAGAAUUGCA